Molecule: messenger RNA, 839 nt
Organism: Armigeres subalbatus
Lineage: Eukaryota; Metazoa; Arthropoda; Insecta; Diptera; Culicidae
Gene: EMC8-9
Product: ER membrane protein complex subunit 8/9 homolog
Exons: 3
Coding region: 136-732 (198 amino acids)
Cellular component (GO): EMC complex
Source: RefSeq, a predicted model, not a curated record
CACAGAAUCCGAUUACCCGCGGUCAGUUUACCUGAUGAACUGUCAAAACUUUAAACGUCAUUAAUUAAUCUGCAAAGUGUGAAUAAAGACCAAAACAUUCCUCGUUCGAUCAGAAAUCCACACGAGCCACCCGCAAUGUCCGAGGUAAAUUUUUCCGCCCGUGCCUACUGCAAAAUGAUGCUGCACGCGGCCAAGUACCCGCAUUUGGCAGUAAAUGGGUUGCUGCUCGGUGCCAAGGGCGAUCAGCAGAAGGUUCUGGAUGCGGUGCCACUGUUCCACCAGUGUCUGCAUGUUAGUCCGAUGGCGGAGAUUGCGCUGAUCCAGGUCGAGGCAAAGGCCGCAAAGCAGGGCCUGCAAGUGCUGGGGUACUAUGCCGCAGCGGAAAAUUUCUACGACAAUAGCGUGGAGAAGGCCCCCGGUGGGCGUAUCGCCGAAAAGGUGGCGGAGAAUGUGACCGGGGCGGUGUUUGCCGUGAUCGAUAAUCGGGCGGUAUCGAUAAACAUGCGCUACCCGGCGUUGAAGGUUUGGCAGAGCAAGGAAGGACGCUGGGCCAAAGCGGGCAAGUGCUCGGUGGAGGAUUCGAAGAAUACCUUCGAUGCAGUGUCGAGUUUACUGCAGCGCGGUGCCAUGAAGGAGCUCAACGAUUUCGAUAACUAUCUGGACAAUACGGAUAACGAUUGGAACAAUGAGCAUCUGAAUAGGGAUUUGAGGCAGAUUUUGUCUAUGUACUAAGGGAUAAAGGGUGUGUUUGUGCAAUUUCACAUUAUGUCAUUUUCAAUUAAACUAAUUUAUUCUUUAAAUUGGAUGUAAUAAAUGGAUUUUUCCUGUGUUAGACAAAA